Messenger RNA from Bombus pascuorum, 2812 nucleotides. RefSeq lists its product as uncharacterized. The record is from RefSeq and is a predicted model, not a curated record. Lineage: Eukaryota; Metazoa; Arthropoda; Insecta; Hymenoptera; Apidae. The coding region runs from base 461 to 2161 and encodes 566 amino acids. The transcript has 5 exons.
GACUUGAAUUCGUUCAACCGAGUGGUUUCGUUGUCAGUUUGACAUGCACAGGCGUUCUGUGUGCAUCGGUAGUGUGAGGUGUUACAAGUUUCUCUAUAAUUAUAUAUCCUUCCUUACAUACAAUAAUCUUGAAUUAAUCAAUGAAUUCACAUUUAGUACUCCUACCAAUAUAAUUUUCAAUUUUCGUGUAACAAAGUAUCAAAUUAUUGAUGUUUAUAUAUAAAACGACGUGGCCGUGGAAAACAAGUGAAAACCGGCAAGAUAAUUAGGAGUCUAGAAUUAUUAAUUAUAAUCAACGGUUAAUAGUGUUCGUCGAUAUUCGCGGGAUGCGCUACGAGACCGUCUUUUCUUGUAGUCAUUUUGCAUCCUGGUUAUAUCUCGAAAGGGAAUAACCUCGAUUUCAGGGAGAGCAGAUUUUUUUUAUUGUUAACGAUCACGAGAUUUGUUAAAAUCCGGAAUCAUGGAUUCCAAUACGCCGAAAGUGGAGUUCGCACUUGGAAGUGAAGUGUCGUUGAACCACUUCAAAAGUAACUUUGCGCGUUCUGUCGUGACCAAUUGCCGUGAUUCUAAAUCGCUGGAUUACGAGCUUAACAACACGACCGGCGAAGAUGAUACACAGACCAAUGGCAACAACAAUAAUUUCUUCUCCCUCAUCAAUUUCGGAAGUGACUUAACGACCGUCGUGGAUAAUAACGUGGAUAAUAACGCCUUUAAGGACUCUCCAAACCUUUGGAAAACGAAUGAGCCUGUUCAAUCCUCGGCGGAUAUCAGCGAACUGGAGACGCUGAAAGCUCAAUACCGAUCGUUGAUAGAAGAGAACCAAAGACUUCAGAAGGUUUUAGCGACCAGUGAAAUACCUCACGUACAAGUAAUCGACAAUGUUUUCCUGCAAACACAGGUUGAGACAUUGCAGUGGCAACUGAAACAGAUAGAAGCAAAUAGACAGAUGUACCGUGCCCUGAUGGAGCAGGUGCUGCGAUUCCUGGACCGAGCCCGCAAAAGCUUGGAUAUUCUUCACGAAAAGAGUAAUCCUAAGGAUAAGAAGUUAACGGGACGGUUUCCACGUAGCCAUAGCGUUCACACUGUGCACGCAGAUUCCUCGUCGAUUCAUGUUUCCUCAGCGCCAUCAUCUUCGACUUCUUCUCGUUUCAUGAAGUCGAAAUCAGUCACACAGAUCUCACCGUGCACCAGCAACUUCCGCGAAUUCACUUGGUCGAUGCUUCGUAGAAACGAUACAGCGAAUUGUACUCCUCCACGUAAUAAAUCUCAGGAUCUCAAUAAAACUCAUGACGGUGUUGUUUAUAAAACCCCUACGUCACCCGAGCUGGACCCGAAUGAUAUACCGCCCCAGAAACUAUCCCAAGAAGCAUUUAGAUUAAUGAGAACAGUCCAGUCGUUGCUCUCAAUGAGAGAACCGGAUCUGGCCAGAGUCUCGUCAACAGAAAAUAACGAAUCCUCCCCAUCACCCGUAGAGCAUCAUCGUUACAAUAAUCAUCACAACGAAGUAUCAAUGUCCUUGCAGGAUGGUAAUUAUGUAAAUGCAACGUGCUUGCAGGAAGCUAUCGGGUACAAUAGAUGUUCCAGUUAUGACAAUGGAAACGAAUCAAGUACUACCAAUAACGACAAUAGGUGUUUGUUAAAAUCAUCCUCAAACGUUGUUGAGAUCAGUCAAAGUUUGCACGAUCUUCUCCCUGGUAUAAGAAGAUCCCUUGACACCACCUCACUCAACUCAGGAAGCAGCAAAAAUACGGAAGAAGAGGAUCUACUUCCAAAUAAUAGCUGUUAUAACGUAUCCAUAUCGAAUCAUAAACGUAUUUACGUAUAUACGCCGACAUCUACGCCAAAUAGACUUGUUAGAAAAGUAGAGAUAAAGGAUAAAUCUUCGAAAUCAAAGGCAACUGCCAGUAUGAGCAGCGUCGAGGAUGAGAGUGGAUUUUCUUCUAUGACUUCUUUUCAAGAAAUUGGUUUACCUAACGUUCUGCCAAUUUCUCCUAUAAGAGGUUGUCAUCAAGAGGUGGGUUUACCGGUAGUACCAUCAGAAAAAGCUAGGCAUCGUAGGUGGUCUUCCACUCCUGCUGAAAUUCGAGCUUUCUUUAAGAAACAUCGUGGUAGCUACACCACCUCUCAAACUACCACUAAAUCUUUAAGUGUCUGGGUUUGAAUGAUUUUACUAGCAAUAUACAUAAACUACUUUCUAAAUGAAAUGACUCUGAUCAAUGCACUUGAUAUAUUCAAAUGUAAACAAAUGACCGAACAUAGAAGACACAGUCGAGUAUUGAUAUGGUAAUUUUUGUUAUAAAUACUUCUGUCUGAAUAUUUCCAGAUCAGUUUUACAUUUUAUGUGUUCAUGUUCAGGAAAGUUUUAUCCUUUAAGAAACGUUUAAAGCAGUUUAGAGACAAACGUAAUGCGAAUAAUUGAUACAAUCGUUUAAAAUUUCUUUUUGUUUCUCACUUAUUUGACUUUAGUUGUAUGAAUGACUUGAUGCAUUACUAUAGAAUAUAAACUUGUUCAGAGUUUCAUUAGAAGGUUAAUAUGUAUACAAGUGUAUUUAAUACUUUUACAUGUAUUAGGAAAACAAUUCUUAAUAGUUAUAUGCAAAAGAUUUUGUAAAAGUUGUCUCCAGCAUUUGUAUUGACAGAAGCAAUCGAUAAUCAUAUACAUCUCUUAGACGUGUACCAAUAUUGUAAUUGAGCAUUUUGCCUUUUUACUGGUACUUUAAAAUAUUUUAAACAGUCCCAACUUCCACUUUGAAAUAGUGUUCAAUUUGUACUUACAAGUAUUACUGUGCAGCGUAAGUCAUUAAAAGCUGCA